UUCACCAUGAAUCAGCUUCACUGCUGGAUGUCCUCACUUUGGCUCCUACUCUGUCUCACAGUCUGUACAUGUAGGGCCACGGUUAUAUAUGGCAUUGAGGGUCAGGCCGUCAUUCUGCCAUGCAAGUAUGACUCGCGUUAUCAUGGGGUAUGUGACGUAUGCUGGAUGAAAGGAAACAUCCCAACAAAUGGUUGUGGUGCUCAAAUCCUUUAUGCAAAUCAAAAACGCGUGCUGCAGAGAAGUGAUGUGAGAUAUCAGCUCCUGGGGGCACUGCAGAAGGGAGAUGCGUCUCUGACUAUCUUCAAUGUGAGAAAAAGUGACGCAGGAAAGUAUGGCUGCCGAGUCCAAGUGCCCGGAUGGUUCAACGAUAAAAAAUUCAGCAUCAACUUAGUCAUUAGGGAAGCACCACGACGGACCACCACCACUCCGGGAUAUGUAACAACUACAACACAGAUCCCUACCAAAGCACCUGUUUCAACAACACAACAUGAGACAACCUCCGUCACCGAAGAUGUGACCACGAAGCAUCCAGAAACAGAACAGACUUAUACCACUCCGGGAUAUGUAACAACUACAACACAGAUCCCUAGCAAAGCACCUGUUUCAACAACACAACAUGAGACAACCUCCGUCACCGAAGAUGUGACCACGAAGCAUCCAGAAACAGAACAGACUUAUACCACUCCGGGAUAUGUAACAACUACAACACAGAUCCCUAGCAAAGCACCUGUUUCAACAACACAAGAUGAGACAACCUCCGUCACCGACGAUGUGACCACAAAGCAUCCAGAAACAGAACAGACUUACACCACUCUGGGAUAUGUAACAACUACAACACUCAUUCCUACACAGGGACCAAUUUUAACAACACACAUUGAAACAACUGCCAUCCCUGAGUAUGUGACCACUGAGCGUAAAGAAACACAAGAGAGCUUGAGCACUCUGGGAUAUGUAUCUACUACAGCACACAGUGUUACACAUGCACCUGUUUCAACAACACAACAUGAGACAACCUCCGUCACCGAAGAUGUGACCAUGAAGCAUCCAGAAACAGAACAGACUUAUACCACUCCGGGAUAUGUAACAACUACAACACAGAUCCCUAGCAAAGCACCUGUUUCAACAACACAAGAUGAGACAACCUCCGUCACCGACGAUGUGACCACAAAACAUCCAGAAACAGAACAGACUUACACCACUCUGGGAUAUGUAACAACUACAACACUCAUUCCUACACAGGGACCAAUUUUAACAACACACAUUGAAACAACUGCCAUCCCUGAGUAUGUGACCACUGAGCGUAAAGAAACACAAGAGAGCUUGAGCACUCUGGGAUAUGUAUCUACUACAGCACACAGUGUUACACAUGGACCUGUUGUAACAACGCAUGAUGAGACAACCCGUACCCCUCAGCAUGUGAUCACUCAGGAUACAGUUACAACAGCAAUGAUCUCAGAAAAUGACCCUGAGAUGAAGCCUGUGAGCGAUGACGCAGAUAUUCUUGCUGCAAUCUCGGUGUCAGUUAUACUGAUUGUGCUGAUUUUGGGAAUCUCUGCUGUUUGUGUCAUGUCUAAGCAAAGAAGAUGGAGGAAGACACUUGAAUUAGCCAAGAACGCAUCCAUUUCUGUCAGCUACAGCAACUUGGAGAGCAGUGUGGCCCUGCCGAUGACGGAGUCAUCUAAGAAUGAAUAUGAGAAGUGAUAAUGAUAUUGCAUGGAAUUUAAAUAAAAAACACUGUACAUAAAAUUAAUUAAUUAUAAAAUGCUGCAAUUUUUGGGUGGCACGGUAUUGUAGUGAUUAGCACUGUUGCCUCACGGCAAGAAGGUUCUGGGUUCGAGUCCAGUGGCCGACAGGGGCCUUUCUGUGCGGAGUUUGCAUGUUCUCCCCGUGUCUGUGUGGGUUUCUUCUGGGUGCUCCGGUUUCCCCCAGAGUCCAUAGACGUGUGUUUAGGCUAAUCGAUGGCUCUAAAUUGACCAUGAAUGUGAGUGUGAAUGGUUGUUUGUCUCUAUAUAUCAGCCCUGCGAUGAUCUGGUGACUUGUCCAGGGUGUACCAUGCCUCUCGCCCAUAGUCAGCUUGGAUAGGCUCCAGCUUGCCUGCAACCCUGCACAGGAUAAGCGGUUACAGAUGAUGGAUGGAUGGUGCAAUUUUUAACGAGUUUUUUGCUUUGUUUAUCCAUCCAUUAUCUAUACCACUUAUCCAUCAGGGUCGCAGGGGAAGCUAGAACCAAUCCCAGCUGAUUUCAUGCGAGAAGCGUGGUACACCUUGGGCAGGUCACAAAUCUAUUGCAGGGCUAACACAGAGACAAACACCCAUUCACACCCUAUGGGCAAUUUAGCGUAGCCAGUUGAUCUCAUCUGCGCAUCUUUGGACUGUGGGAGGAAAUUGAAGGAAACCCACCUAUGCACAGGGAGAACAUGCA
Messenger RNA from Neoarius graeffei (lesser salmon catfish), 2420 nucleotides. RefSeq names its product hepatitis A virus cellular receptor 1 homolog. Bases 7 to 1701 code for a protein of 564 amino acids. The transcript is spliced from 22 exons. The record is from RefSeq and is a predicted model, not a curated record. Lineage: Eukaryota; Metazoa; Chordata; Actinopteri; Siluriformes; Ariidae.